CAGCAUGCCAUUGUGUUGGAACACCAGGCACUGGGAGACACACUCGGGCGCAUUCACACAUUCGCGCUGUGGCACGGGCGCACACACGCGUACGCGCUUCCAGUCUCUGGCCGGCGGGCAUCGCGUAGGGCUUCUCUCCUCUCUGCGGCUGCUUUUUCCAGACUCGCCUGUGGGACCCCGCUCUCCUCCUGCCUCAUCUCUCCGCUUACCGCCCCAACCAAGCCCAUCGGCCAUCAGCACCCCAACGCGAACCUGGGAUCAGGACGCUCUGCAGAAGAAAGUCACUCCACUGGCUGGUGGAUCUCGCAGUACCACUCAUAAGUUGGCUCCUUCAUCACUGUGAGGAAGAGAAGGACAGACAGGAAAGCCUUAUAAGACUUAUAUUAUAAUUUAGUACUAUGUAUAAUAGUAUAUAUAAUAUAUAAUAUAUAUAAUUACUAUCACUAUUAUAAUAAGACCUUGGAGUCUUAUUGGCUGUGAUCUACGAUCUACCCUUUUCUUGUUGACUCUCGCUUAUCCCCUGAGAGGGAAACCAGGACAGAGCCAGUUGGUUGAACAUUGAAGGAGCAGCGAGAGGCUAACAGACCUAUAAGUCCAUAUAAGUGUUGGAAGCAGAAGCGGAUCCAGCGGACCCUGCUCCAUCAUGGCCUCCACUGGUCUGCAGCUCCUGGGCCUGGUCCUGUCCCUCCUGGGCUGGGUGGGCGGGACCCUGGUGUGCGCCGCCCCCCUGUGGCGCGUCACCGCUUUCAUCGGCAACAACAUCGUGACGGCGCAGAUCAUUUGGGAGGGGCUGUGGAUGAGCUGCAUCGUGCAGAGCACAGGCCAGAUCCAGUGCAAGGUGUACGACAGCCUGCUGGCCCUGCCCAGCGACAUGCAGGCCGCGCGGGGCCUGUCCAUGCUGUCCGUGCUGCUGAGCGGCCUGGCCUUCGCCCUGGGCGUGGUGGGCGUCAAGUGCACCAAGUGCCUGGGCCGGCAGCACCUGAAGGCGCGCAUCAGCCGAAUCUCCGGCAUCAUCUUCGUCCUGGCGGGCUUCCUCUACCUCGUGCCCGUCUGCUGGACGGCCCACUCCAUCAUCCGGGAUUUCUACGACCCCCACGUGGCCGCCCCGCACAAGCGGGAGCUGGGCCCUGCCCUUUACCUGGGCUGGGGGGCGUCGGGGCUCCUGCUGGUGGGGGGCGCGCUGCUCUACUCGGGGUCCAGCCCGCCGGGGGCACCCUCCUCGCCCACCUUCAGCGGGAGCAGUGAGGACAGCCCUCGCAGGGUGCCGGGUGGGGGCGCCCAGGUGAAGGGGUACGUGUGAACACCCCUCCCCCCCCAAACACCUCCUUCAUCCCACCCCCUGCUUGCCGCUACACGUUCCCCAUUGCCAAUCCACCACCCCCUGCCCAAAACCCCUGGCGCACCCUGGCCCUGGGAACACCACCCCCUCCCCACACACACACACACACACACACCAAUCCACCCAGUUUUCUCAAUGUCAGCCUCGUAAAUAAUUUCAUUUUUGCCUGUAUAUCAUUGUCUGUAGUGUUCAUGUCUUUCUGAGAGAGGUUGUGGAGAGAAAUGUGAACUGUUUUUAUUUUAUUCCACCUCUGAUCUCAUCUGAUAACCCCCUUCACUGCGUGCAUGUAUUUUUUUUCUCCGUGUAAAAAAAACACAAAUACAAUAAAGCCUUUGGUCUUUCAACAA
This is a messenger RNA of Conger conger (European conger), 1686 nucleotides long. Its product is annotated as claudin-4-like. The transcript has 2 exons. Lineage: Eukaryota; Metazoa; Chordata; Actinopteri; Anguilliformes; Congridae. Gene Ontology annotation, cellular component: bicellular tight junction; plasma membrane. Gene Ontology annotation, biological process: bicellular tight junction assembly; cell adhesion. Gene Ontology annotation, molecular function: structural molecule activity. The record is from RefSeq and is a predicted model, not a curated record. The coding region runs from base 644 to 1300 and encodes 218 amino acids.